Penicillium vulpinum is the source of this 624-nucleotide messenger RNA. RefSeq names its product DUF4470 domain-containing protein. Lineage: Eukaryota; Fungi; Ascomycota; Eurotiomycetes; Eurotiales; Aspergillaceae. The coding region runs from base 1 to 624 and encodes 207 amino acids. The record is from RefSeq and is a predicted model, not a curated record. The transcript has 3 exons.
AUGCUGGCCCCAGAGAUCGCCAAUUUGGUCCAAAAAAAAGCUAAUCUGCUGCUUCUUGGUUGUGGGGAUGUUCGCCAUAUUCUCUUCACUAUACACACGGAACAGCAGGCUCGCGACCCGCGUUCUUUAGAUGCCACAUGUUGUGAUGUAGACACCGCUGUGAUUGCUCGCAAUAUCGUAUUGUUGUCGCUAGUGCUAGAUGAUGUUGAUGGCACCAACGAACAAUUGAUCUGGAAUUUAUUCUAUCAUUUUCGCAUCGAUGAAGGUUCCCUCGAUUUAUUGCAAACCCAUAUACCCAAGCUUUUGUCCCUGUCGACCUCGCUGCAAGCAUGGCAAGAGAGUCAGUAUGGCCGAGUAAUCAGGAUUUGCGAUCGUGUUUCCCUCGAACGGGUACGCGAUAUGUGGCGCUUCUAUGGAGAAAAGAGAGAAGGUGAUGUUCUUCGUCACUUUAAGAAGAAACUCGAUGAUGGAAUGAGAAUUUCUCAAGAGUAUCAAAAGUCUGUGCUCGGUGAGACGGUAAAUGUGAUAACCGGAAUCCGAGCUGCUGCGCCUGCGUGCUUGGAAACCACCCGUGAUCUCAGUGAUUUGUACAAGAACUACUGGGGUUUCGGUGACCGAGACUGA